AUGGCUCAACCCCACAGCACAGCACAGCACAGCACAGCAAUGCCAACCACCACGAUCUCCCCGCGCCUCCUCCCGACGCUCUUCGCCUCGCUCGCCCGCACGCCCACCUGGACCCUCCGCCGCACCCUCCAAAGCGACAACCCCCUCGACCUCCACGGCGACCUCCACGGCGAAGCCUCCUUCCAACCCCUCCCAGCCCCGCCUUUAGCCUCUACACCCACCGAAGACCCCCAACCCCAGACCCAAACCCAAACCCUUUACACCGAAUCCGGCUCCCUCCCCGCAACCCUCGGCCCAAACCUCCGCUGGACGAAGUCCUACAUCUGGCGCCUCGGCCCGGAAGGCCGGAUCAGCGUGUGGUUUGUCAAGGUCACCAAGGACGCAGCCACGCACCCCGAGGCCGAUUACCUGUUCCAUGAGGUGGAGUUUGAGGUGGCGGUUGACGGGGCGGAUGCUGCUGCUGCCGGUGUUGGCGGCAGCAGCAGCAGCGGCACCAACGAGACAUACGUGACGCCUCCCACACCACCCAAACCACCGUCCGAGGCGGAGGCGACGGUGGUUGUCACGGCCAGGGGCAAUCAUCUCUGCAUCAAGGAUAUGUAUCGCACGGCGUAUGCGUUCCGGGUGCGGGCGGAGAGUGGGGAGGUGGUUAGCUGGGCGAGUCGGCAUGUGGUCAAGGGGCCGAAGAAGGAUCAGGAUAUUGUGAAUUUGUAUUCGGUGGGGUAG
Aspergillus fijiensis CBS 313.89 is the source of this 726-nucleotide messenger RNA. RefSeq lists its product as uncharacterized. The coding region runs from base 1 to 726 and encodes 241 amino acids. The record is from RefSeq and is a predicted model, not a curated record. The transcript is spliced from 2 exons. NCBI's taxonomy places the organism in Eukaryota, Fungi, Ascomycota, Eurotiomycetes, Eurotiales, Aspergillaceae.